This is a messenger RNA of Chaetomium fimeti, 2860 nucleotides long. RefSeq lists its product as uncharacterized. NCBI's taxonomy places the organism in Eukaryota, Fungi, Ascomycota, Sordariomycetes, Sordariales, Chaetomiaceae. The coding region runs from base 433 to 2529 and encodes 698 amino acids. The transcript has 2 exons. The record is from RefSeq and is a predicted model, not a curated record.
AAUUCGGGCCAGAGCCAAAGUGUCUCGCACUGAUUGCGCUCAACGACAUCGUCGCUCGUUUUGCUUUGCUCACUGAUCAAACGCAACUUGGACCUGAGUGGAACUGCCGUGCACAGUACUUGCGGACCUUUUCGCUCGCCGCCGUCAAUCCGCAGCAACCAAACGUACUGCUUCCACCGUGCAGCUGCCAAUUGCCACUUUUCGCUAACCUUUGUCGCAAACAGAGGCCCAGGCUGCGCGUCGCACAAGUCAAAGUUCUGCGAACGCCGCCAAGUGUUCGGGCUUUUUGAUUCCACCUCACGACCUCUUUUCUCCCCUCGGUGACUUCCUCCCGAUUCUUGCUCUCGCCGCCUCCGGCCUUAUCCAUCUCGAUCACGCUCUGAUCAUCCUUCUCGAUUACCACAAUUACCUUUGCCAUCUCUCACUGCAAAUAUGGCGCCUGUCAAUGGAACCACUGGGAAGCCCGCCAAGCCCGCUGCUCGGCUCCCCCACCGACCCGUCGUGCCCGUUCUGCCCCUCAAUUAUCCUCAACGGCCAGCGAGCAAGCAACCUGCCCUUCCGACCGCUUCAUCGUCGUCUCCGAACACGGGUUCACAGGUGCCGAAACAGGGCAAAGCCCAGGUGAACGGGAACUCAGCUAGGCAUGGCCCAAGCUCCACAACCGAUCUCGAUUCCGCAACUCCCUCUGUUGCUCCCGUCCAAGCUGCCACUACAACGGCGCCAGCCGGGCCUGUGACAGCGGCGGAAGAAGACGAUAAAGAUACCCCGACAAUUUCAUCUACUGUCCCUGCCCAGCGUGCGCACUCACCUACCCGUCAUCGACCUCCGGGACUUCCCAACCCCGCACCCGAGCCCAUGGGCACAUCCGGUCCGGUCCCCGAAGGCCCCAUCAUGGCUCCACACCCUGCCCUGAUGAACCGACCAGGUUUCCACCAACACCAUAUUAGCACCGGGAGCUUGGUUUUCAACGGUCUCCACGAUUCCAAUGCAUCCUCGCCUGCUCCUCGCUCGGGCGGCGGUUUCGCCCCUCCGCCGGGCCUCCUCCCUUAUCCGCCGCCUGUGGAUGGAUAUGGUCGGCCGCUCGUCGUCUCGGCAGCCGUUGAUGGUUUCCCCCCGACCCCUCUAAACCACCACGGGCCGCCGACGCCUCAUAGCUUUCACGGAUCGCAGUCAUCUCUGCAGGCCGAGGAACAUGUUUUCAACCACUACCCCGCUGGUAACGGCACCGGCACCCACGCCCCGGUAUCCGCGGGACAAGGCACGAUGCCUCCCCCGGGGAUGAAUGGCACCGGACAUCCUACCCCCGGCUCGGUGUCUGCCUACCAGGCCCUACGUGACCAGGACGAGGCCCUGUCUUUCCUCAGGCAUGGAAUCUCGGAUAACACCUUCAAUGAUUGCGUGCUUGAGGUCCGCUUCCCGGAUAGCCCGGAAUUCCAGGACCACCCCGGCUACCGACAGUUGCACCGCGUUCUCAGGACUCAGGGUCACCGCUUCAUCUUCUCUCGCAGCCCCAUGCUUGCCGGGGUCAUGAAGUCCCAAGGAACCGCGCCGGGCGGCGUCAUCUUACUUGAAGUCAGCGAUGAGUAUAUGCGGUCGGAUAUCUUCUGGUACUCCCUCCGCUCCCUGUACGGCUGGAGCCUCGCCGAUGGCCAUCUUCCUACCGAACUUCGCCUUCGGGACAUUGGAGACGAUCUCAAGACCGCGCUCGGUUACAUUGCCACUGCACGGUAUCUGCAGCUACCCUGGGUGCACUCUGUCGCCGUCCAUCGCGCCAGCAGCCUUCUUCACUGGAACACGAUCGAGUUGGCGGUCAAGUUCGUUUCACAGAUCACGGCCGUAUCCCCGCGGAACGAUGGCUUCAACAUCUCGGUGCUCUUGGAGCAGGUCCUUUCGUUCAUUGUUCACAACUUCCCAGCCAGUUUUGUCCUUGACGCCAACGCAGGCGAUUACGGUUUCCCUCGUUUCCCGCCUUCGAACGCUCCGACACGUAGCUCCAAUGGACCCACGAUUGCCAAUGGUACGUCUGGUGGGCACCAUAGCCGCCAGUCCUCCAUGACUCAGGCCCAGAUGCCCCGGAACCCGCGCGUAUCUUCCAACCUUCGCUUGUCCCAGAUCAAGUUUGGAGACAUCUCACCAUCCAAGAACGGAUACGCGCGUGCCCCGACCCCUAACGAAACCCUCCUCUCUCGCAUCCUGCUCAACUUGCCGUUUGAGCCUCUGAAGCAGAUAUUGGAGCACCCCCAUCUAGCGAAGCUCUCCGGGGAGCUCACACCCGCAUCUCGGCAGUCCAUGAUCACCGACGUUAUUGUCGAGCGUGAGCUGAGGCGCCAGCGAGCCCUGGAGAAGGUUGACCCACAGCUCCGCGCCUACCAAGAGCGAGUCGAGAACGCGACAGGUCCCCUGGUCGUGGGGCACAUGGAUGACUUCUGGGUCAACAACAUGGGGUUCAAGGAAGAGGUAUUCCCUGGCGACCUCCCCUACCUUGUCCACACGUGGUCGCAGCCGACUUCGUCCAACGUUAGCACCUGAGCCUUGCAGUUACAACCUUGGGCCGGUUAGUUCUCACGACUUUAUGAGUUUGGGGAGUUGGGUUGGGGGAUAUAUGGGGGUUUCCGCUCGCAUCUGCAUUUACUGGCUCAUAUGGUUUCCUUUUCCUCCUGCUUUGUCGGUCGAUACACCUUUUCUUACAUGCUGCUUGGCAUUCUUUGCAUUGCGCCUGGAGUCACAUGGUUACACAAAAUUGCUUGCCCUCGUUUGUUGGGCAGGCUAGAGGGAACGGGGGCAUGCUAUGAGCGGUUUCCUUUUUUCUACUUUUGGGGGUUUCCUUCUCGACGCGGGACGACCAGCUCCCGCUUUUUUU